Messenger RNA from Pseudomassariella vexata, 903 nucleotides. Its product is annotated as coenzyme Q biosynthesis protein Coq4. The record is from RefSeq and is a predicted model, not a curated record. The coding region runs from base 1 to 903 and encodes 300 amino acids. Gene Ontology annotation, cellular component: mitochondrial inner membrane; mitochondrion. NCBI's taxonomy places the organism in Eukaryota, Fungi, Ascomycota, Sordariomycetes, Amphisphaeriales, Pseudomassariaceae. Gene Ontology annotation, biological process: ubiquinone biosynthetic process. The transcript has a single exon.
AUGAAAGCUCCCACAACUCCGCUACGGACUCUUCUCCGCAAACCCAUCCCUCAUCCAUAUCAAUUCCUGCCCGCAGUUACGAUAGCAACUUCAAUAUCCCACUCCCACAAUGCAACCUUCUCCGUCCUCAACCGCCCACCCCCCAACUACCCAGGCCACGUACCCUUAACGCGCCUCGAGCGCGCCGCUCUCGCUCUCGGGUCUGGCAUCCUGUCCCUCCGGGACCCCCACCGGGGCGACCUGAUCGCCGCCUUGGGCGAAGCAACCGCAACGCCCUACUUCAUUCACCGUCUCCACCGGGCGAUGCUUUCCUCACUGACUGGCCGCCGUAUCCUGCGUGACCGCCCCCGCAUCACCUCGCAGUCGCUCAACCUCCCUUAUUUGCGCAGCUUACCCACUAACACCGUGGGCGGGACUUACGUAGCGUGGCUCGAUCGCGAGGGCGUGUCCCCCGAUACCCGCGCCGACGUGCGCUACAUCGACGACGAGGAAUGCGCAUAUGUCAUGCAGCGGUACCGGGAGUCGCACGACUUCUACCAUGCCCUAACGGGGCUGCCUAUCGUGCGUGAGGGCGAGGUGGCGCUCAAGGCGUUUGAGUUCGCGAAUACGCUGUUGCCUAUGACGGGACUGUCGCUAUUGGCCGUUGGGACGAUGAAGCCGGUCGAGAGGGCGCGGUUUUGGUAUGUGUAUGGGCCGUGGGCGGUCAAGAAUGGGCUGAAGAGCCAGGAGGUCAUAAACAUUUAUUGGGAGGAAGAGAUGGAGACGGAUGUGCAAGAGUUGAGGGAUCGCUUGGGGAUUGAGCAGCCGCCAGAUUUAAGGGAUAUACGGAAGCGCGAACGUGAGGAGAAGAGGAGGGCGAAGGAGAGGGCGAAUGGGAAUCCUGCUGCUCCGGCUGUUGCGUGA